This is a messenger RNA of Sungouiella intermedia, 654 nucleotides long. The record is from the annotation of a GenBank genome assembly. Lineage: Eukaryota; Fungi; Ascomycota; Pichiomycetes; Serinales; Metschnikowiaceae.
AUGUCUGAUUUUCCACUUCACCAAGCUGCCAGAGAGAAUAAGCCACUCACAGUGGAAGGAAUCUUGGCUGAAAACCCUAAGUUGGCCAUUUCAAAAGAUGACGACUCCCGCACGCCUCUCCACUGGGCCUGUUCCAUGAAUAACGAGCAAAUAGUGCUGAUAAUUCUUCCAUUUGUCAAAGUAGACAUUGACGAGCUUACAGACGAUUCAGGAUGGACUCCGCUCCACAUUGCUGCAUCCAUCGGUAACCAGACAAUAGUGGACCAGUUGAUGGCCACCAAGCCUACGCCAGAUGUGGAUUUGGCCACGAAUAACGGCACUACAGCCAUCCACUUGGCUACAUCAAAAAACCAUUACGAUCUUGUUCAAAAACUCAUCGACACCUACAAAAGCUCUGUUCGAGUGAAGGAUAAGAAGGGAAUCACCCCUUUGCAUAGGGCUGCGGCCAUUGGAAGUCAGCCAUUGGUCAAGAUGUUGGUAGCUGCGAAAGCUAAUGUCAACGCAAAGGACUCAGAUGGCUGGACACCGCUUCACCAUGCAUUAGCUGAAGGAUACGCGGAUGUGGGAGCGCUUUUGGUGCUGUUGGGGCCGAUGUGGACGCCGAAAGCAAUCUGGGAGAAAAGGCAGCCAAUGUUGCAUGCAAUGAAGGUGUGA